UCCGCAGGCCGACGUCACCGCCAGGGGCAAUGAAGGCCAGUCGGCGCGGCUCCACCGCCGGCCUCACGCUCCGGGCCGCGCUGGCGAUUAUCGCCGCCCUCCUGCCCUCGUGCCCCACCGCCGUCGCCACGCCGUUCUCGCCCGACGUGGAGCUGCAGAAGAUGGUGCUGGAGCCGAACUCGGGCGCGCUCAUCGUGGCCGGCGACAACACGCUGUUCCGGCUGGCGCCCGACCUGAGCGUGGAGCGCACCGAGGAACUCUGCUGCUCCCCCUCCUCCUCCUCCGCCUCCGCCGCCGACUGCCCCAGCAUCACCUGUUCGGGCGGCGGCUCCGGCCAGCCCUGCCGCAACCCCGUGAUCAUGCUGACGCUGCUGCCCGGCGCCGCCGAGCAGCUGGUGGUGUGCGGAAACGCGACGUGCGGGCCGCUGGAGGCGGGCUGCGAGGUGCGCUCGUCCGCCAACCUGUCGCGGGCGCCCCACUCGGACGCCAAGUACUGCACCUACAGGUACACCAAGGUGGCCGGCGAGCAGAGCGCCGCCGUGGCCGUGGCGGCGCCCGGCGGCGCGGGCAAUGUCCUCUACUUGGGCCUGGGCCACGCCAACUCGUUCAGGGGCCACCCGCUGUCCAUGCAGGACCUCAAGGGCAACGUGCUGUGCCGCAUGGACCACGCCUCCAUGGCGCUGUGCAACCCGUACGGGCUGUACGAGCACCUGUUCGUGGCGGCCUUGGCCACCGAGAGCCACGCCUUCUUCGUGUUCCGGCGGAGGAACGGCACGAGCAAGGCGGUGGCCGGCGCGAGCCACCCGUACCUCACCUACGUGGGCCGCCUGUGCCUCGACGACGUCAACUACUACUCCUACGUGGAGGUGCCCCUGCGGUGCGAGGGCCGUCCCGGCGGCGGGCCCGAGAGGCUCGCGAGCGCCGCGUGGCUCGGCGAGCCGGGGCCCGCCUUGGCGGGAGGGGGGGCCACCCUGGUGGUCGCGUUCGUCGACGCGGGCGGCAGGAAGCGCUCGGCGCUGUGCGCCUACCCGCUGAGCGCCCUCGACGCCAAGAUCGACGAGACGAGGCAGGAGUGCUACACCAAGCAGAGCCCCAGGAGCAACGACGUCUACCUGCCGUACCGCGAGAACGACGGCGAGGACUGCACCGCCAACACGCCGGCGCACAACGUGGCGCAGUGGCCGUGCGGCAGUGACCACCUGACCAAGAUCCUGGCGAGCCGCUCGGGGGUGUCGCGCCGCCCGCUGCUCGAACUCAACGUCACGCUGCUCACCUCCGUCGCCGUGACGACCGAGAAUGGCCACACCGUCGCCUUCCUGGGCGACCACGACGGUUUCCUGCACAAGGCGUACCUGGGCCAGGGUGAGACGUCCCGUGUCUACGGGAAAGUCAAGGUCGGCUCCGGCCAGCGCGACCCCAUCAACAAAGACUCGGUGCUGGACCCCAAGGGGCAGUACCUCUACGUGUUGAACACGCGCGAGGUGCACCGAGUGCCCGUGCAGCGCUGCGGAGCCAACCGGAGCUGCCCAGACUGCCUGGCGCUGGACGACCCCUACUGCGGCUGGUGUGUGCUGCAGGGCAGGUGCUCGCGCAAGAUGGAGUGCGAGCGGGGAACCGAGCCCGGCUGCUGGGUGCAGACCUACGAGAACACGAGUUGCCCCACCAUCGCCUCCGCCACCCACAGCCUCAGCGUCAAGCUGCCACCCACGUCGGUGACGCUGCACGUGCCGGCGCUGCCGGCGCUGCACGAGGGGGAGCUGCUCACGUGCCACUUCGACGCGUUCGAGUCGCCCGCGACGGUGGCGGGCGCCGACGUGACGUGCGCCCAGUCCCUGCCGCUCGACGCCAUCCCGGCCAUCCCGCCCAACAGCGACCACGUGGACGUGCGCGUGGAGGUUCGUUACGGGGAGGUGAGCGUGGCGCACGCUCUGCUCCCGUUCUACGACUGCGAGCGGGUGGUGCAGGACGACGAGACGAGUCCGUGCGCUCACUGCGUCACGAGGCACUGGACGUGCAGCUGGUGCCCUCUGGAGUUCAAGUGCACGCACGAGCCCCAGUGUACUUCCGCCCACACGGUGUCGAGCAGCGACGAUUGCCCCGCGAUCGACAAGGUGCUGCACUCCCUGGUGCCCACGGGGGUUCCUCGCCACGUGCGCAUGACCGCUCGCAACCUCCACCUGCUGGACCACGUGAAGGAGGUGACCUGCACCGUGCUGGUGGAGGGUCGCACCGUCGCCAGCCUCGGCAGCGUCGACGACACCGGCGCGGUGACGUGCGAUGCCCAGAUCUACGAGUACCACACGGAGAGCAUGGAGUACCAGGCGGAGGUGUGGCUGGAGCUGAGCAAAGGUCAUCGCCUUGACAACCAGCAGCGGCACAACGUGACGCUGUACGACUGCUCCAAGGUGCAGACGGACUGCAGCGAGUGCGCGGUCUCGGAUGCGCGCUACGGCUGCGUGUGGUGCGCCCACUCGUGCCGCUACAACGAGAGCUGCGCCGCAGUCUCCCCCGAGUGUCCGGGGCCCAUGGUGAAAUCGAUCGAGCCACACACGGGCGUGCUGGAGGGCGGCACCAUCCUCACCGUGCACGGCUCCGACCUCGGACGCUCUUUUGAAGAGGUGGUGUCAGUGCUGGUUGGGAGCAAGCCGUGCGUGCCGCUGCAAGACCUCUACAGAGUCUCCAAGAGAAUCGUGUGCACGACGGGCAGCGCGGACAGCGCCGGCGAUGUGGCGGUGGUGGUGGAGAUCGCCGAUCGAGCGCCGGCCUCGUUCGAGCACUUUACGUACCAGAGUCCCUUCAUCACGAAGCUGGAACCGAGUGAGGGGCCGGUCGAGGGAGGAACCCGCAUCACCAUCUUCGGGAAGCACCUGCUGACGGGAAACCGGGAACUCAUCGCCGCCUUCAUCGGGGACAGCCCGUGCAGCGAUCUGCGCAUGGUGGGGGUGGAGGAGGAGGCGACCCUCGAGUGCUCCACGCCCAAGGUGCAGGAGAAGGUCUCCGUCGCCGUCAGCCUGCGCUACGGCGGCACCAGCGUCUCCAACGCCAGCGCCGAGGUCUUCGAGUACAAAGAAAACCCAAUCAUCAACGACUUCAACCCCAAAAGCAGCUUCUAUGGGGGCGGCCGCGUGAUCACGGUGAGCGGCUCGAAGCUGAACACGGCGCUGAAGAUGUCCAUGGAGGUGGAGGUGCAGCUCCCACGCCGGCGGCGCUCCCUGCACCCCUCCACAAUCUCGAGUCCCUGCGAGUUCCGCUCGGCGGAUGAGGCCCUGUGCCCCUCCCCCACCGUGCCGGACGGCUCGACGGUGCUCCGCUCCUGGUUCCAGCUGGACGGGUUCCGCAGCGACGUCACGUCGCUCCUGACGUACGAGGAGAACCCCCUGCUGUGCCGGCCCGGCACCGCGCCCUACGUCAUCAACGGCCACAACAUCCUGACCAUCAAGGGCCAGAACCUGAACAAGGCCAUGGAUAAGGAGGAGGUGGAGGUGACCAUCGGCGAGGAGCAGUGCAAGGUGGAGAUGAUGGACAGCUCCUCCCUCUACUGCAAGCCCCCGCUCACCCAGCCCAGCGCCAGGGCCGGCGGCGACGAGGCUGGCUACGGGCAGGAGGAGGAGAUUAUCGACCGUUCUCUGAACUGCACGUUGGCCACUUCCUCCACCUCCCGGCGGCGCCAGCGUCGAGACGGUGACGGCGACCUCCCCCAGCUCAUAGUGCACAUGGGCGUGCUGCGCUUCCCGCUGGGCCGCGUGCGCUACUCGACGGGGGACGGCCUGCUCUCCAAGGGGGCUAUCGCCGGCAUUGCCGUGGGCCUCCUCCUGCUGCUACUCGCCAUCAUCGCCCUCAUUCUCCUCCUCCGACACAACGCCAACCGCGAAAAGGAGAAGAUCCUCAUGGAGAUGACCAGGAUGGAGGACAAAGUGCGGGACAUGGUGCGGCGCGAGUUCGCAGACCUUGUGACGGACAUGUCGGACCUCGACGUGCUGGUGGACGAGACGGGCAUCCCCUUCCUCGAGUACCACCGCUACGUGGAGCGCAUCUUCUUCCCGGGGCAGCAGCAGCUGCUGUGCGAGGGGGCGGCGCCUCCUCCCGCGUCGCCCUCGUGGGACGCGGCGCUCACGGGCUUCCACAACCUGCUCAACAGCAAGCUCUUCCUCAUCAAGUUCAUCCAGACUCUGGAGAUGCAGCAUGGCGGCGUGAGCCAGGCGCACUGUGGGCGCAUCGCGUCGCUCGUCACCGUGGUGCUGCACGACAAGCUCGAGUACUACACGGACAUCCUCAAGACGCAGCUCGUCGCCAUCAUCGACAACGACGUCGAGACCAAGCCCAAGCUGCUCUUCCGCCGGACGACGACGGUGGCUGAGAAGAUGUUGACGAACUGGAUGUCGAUCUGCCUCUACACGCACCUGCGGGAGACGGGAGGCAAGCCGCUCUACAUGCUGUUCAAGGCCAUCAAGUACCACGUGGACAAGGGCCCCGUGGAUGCGCUCAUGCACAAGGCCAAGUUCACGCUGGACGAGAACUCGCUGCUCAAGAACAACAUCGAGCACAAGGAGCUGACCCUGAAGGUGAACCUGGAGGAGAUGUUUGCGGCCAACGGCGCGGUAGGGGAGGCGCCGGUGGCCACGGAGGCCGAGGUGCGAGUCCUGGACUGCGACACGGUCACCCAGGUGAAGGAGAAGAUCCUGGACCACGUGUACCGCAGCGUGGGACACUCACAGCGGCCCAGCGCGAGCGGCCUGGAGAUUGAGCUGUGCUCGCAGAGGGGCGGAGGCAGCGGGCUCACGCUGUCCGACGAGGACAACACCUCGGAGUCGGAGGCCGGCGUCCGGAGGCUCAACACGCUGAGCCACUACAAGAUGUGGGACGGCAGCACGGUGAUGCUGGUACCGCGCAGUCAGCGGCACGUCAAGCCGUACAACCAGAACCACGACACCAGGCACUUGGCGGGCGAACGCACGUCGAUGCUGCGUCACAACGAGGAGGACGGCCUCGCAUCCUACCACCUCAUCAAGGCCACGGACGAGGACGAGGUGGACAAGAAGCAGAGGCUGGUCCGGGAGCAUGACCACGUCAUGGCCAUCCCCGAGAUUUACCUGACGCGCCUCCUCACCGUCAAGACGGCGCUGCAGGAGAUGGUGGAGCGCGUGUUCCGCGGCAUCCUGAGCACGGACUGCGCCGUGCCGCACGGAGUCAAGUACUUCCUGGACUUCCUGGACACGCAGGCCGAGCGCUACGACGUCAACAGCGACGUCCUGCGCAUCUGGAAGAGCAACUGCCUGCUGCUGCGGUUCUGGACGCUGCUGCUCAAGGACCCGCAGCUGGUGUUCGACGUGGAGGUGUCGGAGGUGGUGCGCUCCUCGCUAGACAUCAUCUCGCAGACCUUCAUGGACGCCUGCUCGCCGGAGGUCUACAAGAUCACCAAGGAAGCCCCCACGCGCCGCCUCCUCUUCGCCAAGGAGCUGCCGCAGUUCCGCAAGAUGGUGGAGCGGUACUACGACGACGUGGCGCAGAUGGUGCCCGUGAGCGACCAGGACAUGAACUCGUGGCUCAACAGGCAGUCCUGCACGUACACGAGCGAGCUGGACAUGCGCGGGGCUCUGUACGAGCUGUACAAGUACGCGGACAAGUACUACGAGAAGAUCGCGGAAGCCCUGAAGGAGGACACCACGGGGCAGCUCGCCGACCGAUUCCGCACGGCGAUGCGUGACAACCCGCCGACCGGGCACUGACGCGGCCGCUGCCGUGUGGCGACCGCCCCACGCCGCACCGCCCACCCACGCCAAGCGCCGCACUCAAAAGCCGUGGAGGCGAUGGCGCCGACAGCAGGAGGAGUCCCGGCGAGAACGCCGAUGGCGCGGACGCUGGUUUUCCAAAUCCCACGGCGGAGGGCCCCCCCCCCCCCCGGGAGGUGGUCGUCUUGCGAUGGGCCGCGUGCCGAGCACCGAUUUCUCCCCCCCCCCCCCCCGACGAGCGUUCGCCACGCGGCACCGCGGGCCUCGUCUCAUUUGCUUCCCGGUUAUCCUGCCGGGCCCCAGGACUCCCGUGAUUGGAUGGCGGUGACCGCCUCGUCACCGCCUCGUCACCGCCACGCCGAUUCAGAUCGUCGGUCGUCCCGUUGUGUGUGGUGUGCGGCAACGUCCCAGGGCGGAAUCUCGCUGCUUCCGAACCCGGCUCGCGGCUUGCGGCUCGCGUCCGCCUUGCCCAUGGAAACCCUGCACCGGCACCGUCAUCCGGCGAGUUCCAGCGGCGAUUCCUCUCCGCCCAGUCCGCGCUUGCCGGCGCCGCCGCCACCGCCACCACGACCACGCAAAGCAGCGCCUGACCCAAGCCGGAUCCAAGCCGGAUCCGAUCGCCCGCGAGCCUUCGACAGCAGCGUGCGCCGGGACUCGCGAAGGAAGCGUGUGGGUGCAAGGAGGGCAUGCGGCCGUCCUGGGCGGCCGUUGCCGCGAUGUUCCCGCCGGUGCGCUUGGCGGGUGUAACCCGCGGAGCGCAGAUAUGGUGGGGUGGGGGUCCCUCCGCUGCCACAGCCACCACUUUUAUCAUCUCCUCCCCAAGAAUUCCCUCCACGCGCACCUCGCGCAACGUGGCCAGGCGCGUCGCCGGGUCGCUGGUGACGCGAGGAGCUUGCCCCCCCCCCCCCCCGUCGGUCUUCUAUCAAUGGACUGCUGGAUGGAGGGCGGGAUGGGGGGGGUGUAGGGGGGGGUCGCCCCUUCACGGUGCCGCAACGCCGCAACAAUCCGCAGGCCGGCGGCACCUGCGUACGAUCUCACAAAGUUCAUCUCAUCUCGAGUGGCCACGGGGGCACCAUAUGUGUCGUCAAACCACGUGGGUAGUCUCUCUGCAUUUUUUUCAACAGAGGAGGAACAGCAAAAGUGACACGAACUCUCUUCUCUCCUCUCGGAGGCACAACUCUCUCAUCGUGGUUAACAGAACCUCGACAUCGGCAUCUGGCUCCCGGAAUGUAUUUUUCCCGCACGUGCCAAGUUAAUACCGCAACUCCAAUCUCACACGUCCGCGAAGCGCGAGAGAGAGAGAGGGGGCGGUGGGGGGGGGAAUGAUCGUAACGCGAGAGAGAGAGAAUUAACGAUGUAACACGCGAGACCGCAGAGUCGAUGACGACGACGUCGAUGACGACGACGACGACGACGACGACGAUGCGGUCGCUCGGCACGUCCGCUUCAUUUCACGUCGCGACGCCGGUUCGAGCCCCACGCCACCGUGGUGCCGUCGGGGACCGGGGGGGGGGGCUGCUCGGAGGGGAGGGGGAUUCGAGGUCGAAUUGACGAAUUGAGAAGCACGAAGCGUUUGUACGUUUGUAUCCGCCCGUCUUUGUAUAAAAUCAAUAAAAGCUGUAAUUGAUG
Molecule: messenger RNA, 7358 nt
Organism: Lethenteron reissneri (Far Eastern brook lamprey)
Lineage: Eukaryota; Metazoa; Chordata; Hyperoartia; Petromyzontiformes; Petromyzontidae
Product: plexin-B1-like
Biological process (GO): regulation of GTPase activity; semaphorin-plexin signaling pathway; negative regulation of cell adhesion
Cellular component (GO): semaphorin receptor complex; plasma membrane
Molecular function (GO): semaphorin receptor activity; protein binding
Source: RefSeq, a predicted model, not a curated record